Molecule: messenger RNA, 1005 nt
Organism: Carassius gibelio (silver crucian carp)
Lineage: Eukaryota; Metazoa; Chordata; Actinopteri; Cypriniformes; Cyprinidae
Exons: 5
Coding region: 1-1005 (334 amino acids)
Source: RefSeq, a predicted model, not a curated record
AUGACAGGAGAGAUGAAGGACCGAGCACGCCGUGAUCUCGAACACUUUUUUGACAUCGACAGCAAUGAGGGCUACAUUGCCUGGAAGAUUAAAAACACACAGCGAGAACUCAGCAAUGGCGGUACCAAUGGGGGUAGGAGAAGGAGCUCUUACACUACAGGCAGCAGCGGACCAAACUUAGAGAGAGAAGUGACUGAAGUGCAGCAGUUGGAGGGAGACCAGUGUCGAGAGGCCAUAUCUCUACUGAAACACAGCACAGACAACGAACAGAUCUUCAUGAAAAUGAGAGAAACCUUCCAGCACAGGCAAAAGUUGAUCCAUGUUCCUGAGCAAUGCAGUACAGUGCUUACUGUGUUCCCAAGGUUUCUUGACACAAAAGGCCUGCUGGCGCAAGACUUUGACCUGUUGUUUGGAGCUGAGACUUCAUCAAAACUCCUUGAGAAAUGGGAUUUCCUGAAGGCCAAAGUAAUAGAGCAAGCCAAGGACAUCAGCAAGACACCCCUGCUUGACCAUCUCAUCCAGUCUGCAGAGGAGAACACUGAUGAGGAUGACGAGGUCCCAGGUUGGGAUAGUGACAUGGCCUCACUGCUACUGCUGGUCUACCUACUGCCACCACCUCCAAGUGGAAAGAAGGGAGCUGUAAAGAUCAGUACCGGGGAAGCUGUGGACCAUGUAGUCAAAUUUCAUAAGUCAUGUCGCAGCCUUCAGGAGCACUCUGGUCCAAACCAGCGGAGGCAGCCCUACAUCCUGGCAGUUGGGACGACAAGAAAGCACAUCCACGAGUUCUACAUUGCAUUGGAUGGUGAUCUCCUUCCCUGCAAGGGCAAGUCUUCCCUGUCAGCCUUUGAUGAACUUUUCAAAGCACAUUAUGUUUUCGGCAUCUCCUAUGACCAGGCCUUAAAUGGCAUGUACACAUUUGUGCAGACCACCAUCUACAACAUUGAUUUAGGUCAUUCUCACAAAACUCCCAGAGACAAGGACCCAAGAGCUAAGCUCCUCAACUAA